Molecule: messenger RNA, 1066 nt
Organism: Nothoprocta perdicaria
Lineage: Eukaryota; Metazoa; Chordata; Aves; Tinamiformes; Tinamidae
Gene: RPE
Product: ribulose-5-phosphate-3-epimerase
Exons: 6
Coding region: 1-687 (228 amino acids)
Biological process (GO): carbohydrate metabolic process; pentose-phosphate shunt, non-oxidative branch; pentose-phosphate shunt
Cellular component (GO): cytosol
Molecular function (GO): D-ribulose-phosphate 3-epimerase activity; metal ion binding
Source: RefSeq, a predicted model, not a curated record
AUGGCGUCGGGGUGCCGGAUCGGGCCGUCCAUCCUCAACAGCGACCUGGCGGCGCUGGGCGCCGAGUGCGGCCGCCUGCUGGACUGCGGCGCCGACUACCUGCACCUGGACGUGAUGGACGGCCACUUCGUGCCCAACAUCACGUUCGGCCACCCCGUCGUGGAGAGCCUGCGCAGGCAGCUGGGCCAGGAGCCCUUCUUCGACAUGCACAUGAUGGUGGCCAGGCCCGAGCAGUGGGUGCAGCCCAUGGCUGUGGCGGGCGCCAACCAGUACACCUUCCACCUGGAGGCCACCGACAACCCGGGCGCGCUCAUCAAGGACAUCCGCGAGAACGGCAUGAAGGUGGGGUUGGCCAUCAAGCCUGCGACUACCGUUGAACAAUUGGCUCCGUGGGCCAAUCAAAUUGACAUGGCUUUGGUGAUGACAGUAGAACCUGGAUUUGGAGGGCAGAAAUUUAUGGAAGACAUGAUGCCAAAGGUUCAGUGGCUGAGGACCCAAUUUCCCUCACUUGAUAUUGAAGUGGAUGGCGGAGUGGGGCCUGACACCAUCCAUAAAUGUGCAGAGGCAGGUGCAAACAUGAUCGUAUCUGGCAGCGCCAUUAUGAAGAGCGCAGACCCCAGGUCCGUGAUCAAUCUCCUCAGGAACGUGUGCUCAGAGGCUGCUCAGAAGCGGUGCCUGGACCGAUGAGACCUGCCCAAGCAGCGGUCAAGGCCCUGCGCGCGCAGGGAGCCCGGGUUUCUCGAGCAUAAGGGAGGGCUGAAUGAUGUUAAUUGUGGAAACGUGCUGCUGCUGAACAGAAAAAUCAUUCCUUUGCUGCACUGGAGAAAGCAGCAGUGAACAAACAUUGUGGCUGUUUUUCAGGAUUGGAAAUGCAAUGAUUCGAACCUGUCUCUUGAUUCUGUGGAGGCUAGUUUUGUAGUACAACCUGUAAUGCUGACUGGAAUGAACUAAAGGUCAGUCAGUUUUUGCUUGCUAGAGGAAUGUAGCAUCACAACAUGCGAUUUGUUGUGGAAGACUCUAAUGCAGCUGCCUUCUGCUGUUUGUAUUUUGUCGUUUGAUCUGUGCA